AUGUGCGUUAUUGAGUUUAGGUGCGAAGUAAAUCUGCCGGACCCAGGAGUUGUUGUUACCGGACCUGGCAGAUAUAAAGUUAAUGAGCUAAUAGAUGUCGAAGGAGAUGGAAUGGUUGACAUGGUAUUUCGUUGCAUCCAGAAAAUGGAUAUUGACAAUAGGAUGAUGCUCUACCAGCACAUUGUCCUCAGCGGUGGAAGCACAAUGUAUCCUGGAUUACCUAGUCGCUUGGAGAAAGAAUUAUCGGAGCGUUAUCUGGAUUCGGUGUUAAAGGGAAAUAAGGACGGAUUGAAGAAACUAAGGCUGCGGAUAGAGGAUCCACCACGAAGAAAGCAUAUGGUGUAUCUUGGGGGUGCAGUUCUUGCUGGAAUCAUGAACAAUGACGGACGGAGUGCUAAUGUUGAAGUUGAACAAGAAGCUAAUGUUGAAGCUGAACAAGAACCACAAUAUUCUGAAAAUAAUGUGGUAGUUGAUAGGAAUCCAGACGAAGUAGAAAUCGAUGAAAAAGAAAUCGAUGCCGAUCCCGGAUCACGAAGGCCGAUUGAUACAUUUGAUGUAAACAUUCGAGAUCGUAUUCGUAGAGAAUAUGUGGCUAAAGGUCCUUGUCAACCAAAAGGUCUUGAUUUUCCUAGAAAAAAAUAUGGAAAAGAUUAUAGGGGUUUCAGAGAUGUUUGGUAUAAAGAUUAUGUUUGGCUUGAAUAUAGUACGUCAGAAGAUGCUGCGUAUUGCUUUUGGUGUUUUCUCUUCAAACGUGGAUAUUCGGCACCCGGAGAUGAAACCUUUGUUAGUAGUGGUUUCUCUAAUUGGAAAAAAGCCAACGAAAGAUUUAGAGCUCAUAUUGGGUCAGCUACUAGUUCACACAACAAAUCUAGAAUUGAAUAUGAAAACUUUGUGAAUCAAAGGCAAAGUGUAUCUUAUGUUGUUCGUAAAGCUAGUACAAGACAAGAGAAGGAAUAUCGAAUUCGUUUGACUGCAACUCUUGAUGUUAUUCGUUUUCUUUUGAAUCAAGGUUUGGCUUUUAGAGGAGAUGAUGAAGCCUCAACCUCCAUAAAUAGGGGUAAUUUUCUAGAGAUAUUACAUUGGUAUAGUUUAAGAAAUGAUGAGGUCGGUCAAGUUGUAUUAAAAAAUGCUCCGGGUAAUAAUCAAAUGAUUUCUCCAAAAAUUCAGAAAGAAAUGGUUAAUGCUUGUGCCGUUGAAACCACACUUAAAAUAUUGGGUGAACUUGGUGAAGGAUUAUUUUCCAUAAUGGUUGAUGAGUCUCGAGAUUGCUCAGUCAAGGAGCAAAUGGCUAUUGUUAUAAGAUAUGUGAACAAGAAUGGGGAGAUUAUAGAAAGAUUUUUAUCUUUGGUUCAUGUUAAGGAGACUACAUCAAGGUGUUUGAAAGAAGCAAUUGAUUUUGUAUUUUCUAAGUUGGGAUUAUCUUUAUCAAGAUUGAGAGGUCAGGGCUAUGAUGGAGCUUCAAAUAUGAGGGGUGAAUUUAAUGGAUUGAAGGCUCUUAUUUUAAAAGAAAAUCCAUCGGCAUGGUAUGUCCAUUGUUUUGCCCACCAACUUCAGUUGGUAUGUGUGGCAGUAUGCAAGGCAAAUCGACAUGUUUCUGAUUUUUUUGGCUAUCUUACCCCGAUUGUUACAGCAUGUGGAUCUUCUUGUAAAAGAGCAGAUAAACUUCGACAAAACGAACAUGAUAGAAUGGUUGAAAUGAUUGAAAAAGGGGAAAUCAAUUCAGGUAAAGGUCUAAACCAAGAAACUUCUUUGCAUAGACCUGGUGAUACUCGAUGGGGAUCUCAUUAUACAACUGUGAUUCGUCUUGUAUCUAUGUGGCCCUCAGUAGUCAAAGUUCUUGAAAGCAUAUUUAGUGAUGGAGAUGAUGCAGAGCAAAGUGGGAAGUGUAAAGGUUUGCUUCAAAAGAUGGAAAGUUAUGAUUUUGUGUUUAUCAUGAUUUUGAUGAAACAUUUGUUGUGUAUGGUUGAACCAUUAUCUUGUGCAUUGCAAGAUAGAGAGCAAAAUAUUUUGAAUGCCAUCAAUAUGAUAGCGGGUUUGAAAGAAGAGCUGCAAACUUUUCGAGAAUCUGGAUGGGAUGAUCUUUUGCAAGAAGUGGAAGAUUUUUGUCGAGUAAAUGAGAUUGAUGUUACUAAUAUGGAUGACAUUGUCCCCAGACGAAUACGCAUGAAGAGAGAUGGCACAGUUGUCACAAACUACCAUUAUUAUCGUGUUGAGAUUUUUUGUCAGGUUGUUGACUCCAUUAUUCAAGAAAUGAGGAAUCGUUUUUCCGAGUCUAGUACAGACUUGUUGAAUUGUAUGGCAUGUCUUGAUCCAAGAAAUCAAUUCUCAAAUUUCAAUGUCGAUAAACUUGUUCAUCUUGCCACCCUUUAUCCAAAGGACUUUUCGUCCACAGAGAUGACGAUUUUACCUCAUCAACUUAAAUCCUUUUUGAUUGAUGCAAGACGAGAUACACGUUUCUCUGAUGUUAAAGAUUUAGGGACUCUUUCAAAGAAAAUUGUUGAAAUGAUGAAAGAUGGAUUCUUUCCACUAGUUUAUCGGUUGAUUAAAUUGGUCUUACUUUUGCCUGUAGCGACUGCAUCUGUUGAACGAGUGUUUUCUGCAAUGAAGUUUGUGAAGUCAGAGUUGCGAAAUAGGAUGGGAGAUGAUUGGUUAAAUGAUAUCAUGGUGGUAUACAACGAGAGAAAAAUGUUCACUACUGUUUCUAAUGAACGAAUUUUGGAUGCUCCAGAGUUCUGGAUUAGCAGAGAAGACUAUUUGGAAGAGGGAAUUGCUUGUUUAAGCAAACUAGGUCAGGCAUGA
This is a messenger RNA of Salvia hispanica, 2799 nucleotides long. RefSeq lists its product as uncharacterized. Lineage: Eukaryota; Viridiplantae; Streptophyta; Magnoliopsida; Lamiales; Lamiaceae. Gene Ontology annotation, molecular function: protein dimerization activity. The record is from RefSeq and is a predicted model, not a curated record.